CGUUUCGAGUCCUUGUAUUUUGCUAACCGCUAUUGCCGGGUAUACACACCCUUUGGUAUUCGGGAUUGCGUUUCCUCCCGUGCGGCCGCACCUUGCAACUCUUAUCGCAAAAGCAAAACAAUUUGCAAGCGCCCGAAUGCGCUUUAUGCUGCUAAUCCACGCCUCCGCCGCGCCGACAAGGCGCUUGCGCUCGCGAUGGCUAACGGCAGCCAUAUCGUUACCCCCAUGCGCCCUGCCCGCCCCGGUGCUUCCGGUCCUAGCACUGUUGCCAAGUUCUGGGGCGAUGAGGCACCUGAGAAUAUGGAUUGCUGGGCGGCCCAGUGCGAGUUCCGGAACGCCGCCGUUUUGUAG
Messenger RNA from Gaeumannomyces tritici R3-111a-1, 351 nucleotides. RefSeq lists its product as hypothetical. Lineage: Eukaryota; Fungi; Ascomycota; Sordariomycetes; Magnaporthales; Magnaporthaceae. The transcript is spliced from 2 exons. Bases 196 to 351 code for a protein of 51 amino acids. The record is from RefSeq and is a predicted model, not a curated record.